Messenger RNA from Anisakis simplex (herring worm), 372 nucleotides. Lineage: Eukaryota; Metazoa; Nematoda; Chromadorea; Rhabditida; Anisakidae. The record is from the annotation of a GenBank genome assembly.
AUGUUCUCAUUGAAUGCAGCCGCCUUUGCUGCUGCAGCUCAAGUGGCAGCGGUGGGAUCAGCCGCUUCUUCGUCGGCAGCAAAUGGAACUUCGACAACCUCAAGUAGUAUUUCUGAUAAAAAGUGUGACGUUUUCAAGAACGAUUUGUCAGAUGGAAUCAACUCGGCUAACUUCUACGCUCAUCCACCACCAUCUUCAUGGACCGAGCAUUUGCCUCUACUUGGAAGUUAUCAUCCACAUGCUACGCCGUUCGGAAUUGACUCACAUCAACCGUCGACAAGCGGGUAUCCAAUGUACGAUCAAGGCACUUUUGUGGCACCUCCUCAGCACUACAUGACCUCAACACCUACUGCACCUCCAGGGUUUGUGUAA